This is a messenger RNA of Chara braunii, 1261 nucleotides long. NCBI's taxonomy places the organism in Eukaryota, Viridiplantae, Streptophyta, Charophyceae, Charales, Characeae. The record is from the annotation of a GenBank genome assembly.
CGCAGGUGUUUUGUUUGUAAUGCAUCCAGAAUCUUAAGCGUCAUAAGUGAUUAACGUGGUAUCGAUGUUCUGGUGUUUCAGCCGUCUGCCGUUUAAUAAUUUUUCCGGGAGCAUUCCCAGCGAGCUUGGCAGGCUUUGGAAGCUGCGGACUCUCGACCUGCGAAACAAUUUGCUGACAGGCGCCAUACCUGAAGAACUCGGAUUACUUCCCAAUUUGGUGCAACUGUAUCUGGACAACAAUCAACUGACGGCUCCAAUGCCUUUGGGUCUUCAGAAGCGUAUUCUCAGUGGAAUGUUGGAUUUCACGGCCUCGGGAAACUUGGAUAUAUUUGGAUAUUCCGCAAAUAAUUUCAGUACGGCUGUGGGCAGUGUACCUCCGACUGUCAGUUGCACAGGAAAGAAGAGACGCUCAGGGCAGGAUGCCUUGAACUCUGAAGGAAGUGUGAAUAUUGAAGCAGUCGGUGAAAGAACGAAAGCGGCGGUUUACAGCGGGGGGGGCGUAUUUUUGCUUGCUGCUGUCGGUGGACCAUUGGCAGGCAUCCUUGUUCUCGCCAUCGCUGUAAUGUGCGGCUGGGUCCUUUACCUACGUUGGAGGAAGCGGAACGAGAACGGACAUGACAAGCCUGAGGGCUCACGGAGAGGAGCAGCAUGCGUGGCACAUCCUACACAGGAUCUUCAGUUGUUGAGUGAAGAUCAGUUGAGAGCAGCCACGAAAGGAUUCAUGGCACUGAUUGGAACUGAUGCACUUGGGACUGUUUAUCGUGGCGAACUCCCCGAUGGUCGUAUAGCCACGAUCAAGCUCCGCAAUGCGACAAAUAUCCAGGAAGCUGCCAUUUUUGACCAGAGAAGAUUCGCAUGGCCCCAGCACAAAGAUGACAUUCGUAAAUCGAGAAAUGGUCCACAUGAUAGAAGAAGAAGAAGAAGAAGAAGAAGAGGAGGAGGAGGAGGAGGAGGAGGAGGAGGAGGAGGAGAAGGAGAAGAAGAAGACGAAGACGAAGAAGAAGAAGAAGAAGAAGAAGGAGGAGGAGGAGAAGAAGAAGACAACGGAGGAGGAGGGCAAGAAGGAGAAUAACAAGGAGAAGAAGAAGAAGAAGGGGAGGAGGAGGAGCAGCAGCAGAAGAAGGAGGAGGAGGAGGAGGAGCAGGCGGAGAUUCCGGAGAAGAAGAAGAAGAAGAAGAAGGAGAAUAAUAAUAAUAAUAAGAAGAAGAAGUCUGAGCCCCCAAAACGCUGACCACUUGUCUAAUCAAGGGCCAUUUAAUGU